AUGAAGACGCGCCAGGUGGCCGAGGCACUCGGCGUUACCCGUGGCGCGGGCCCACUGACUGUGGAGCAGAUGAAGAGCUCCAAAUACAAGAUAGAAACGAUGGGCGUCGUGAAAGGGGCGUUCGCCAGUUUAAAAGCGGACGGCGGAAAUGAGGCAUGGGAGGUCACGGAUGUGACCGAGACGACCGCGCACCUUAUCGACGCGCGCGCUGCUACUAGGCAGCGCGCGGGCGCCCGCGCCAUGGAGCCGAAGACGGUCGACAUCAACGCCGAGCUGGAGAAGAAGACCAUGACGUUGCUGGGGGGUUUUAAGCGCCAGGUCGCCACGCAGCCUUGCGGCGUGGACCUCAGCGGCUGGGGCGCCGACGUCGCCAUCGGCAUAUGCAUGCGCGCGGCGCGAGUCGCGCAUGACAAGCACUGCGAGGUGCUCGCGGCCAUCGUGAUCUUGGAGCCCCCGACCGCGGUGCAUCUCACAGGCGACACCAAAAACAAAAAAUGCGAGCUCACGCUGGCGGCGUCCAGCACCAGGUUCGUCACGAAGGCCGCUGGCGCGACCUGGACUGACAAGCCGACAUCGGCGGUCGACCUGGGAACCGUCACGCUGCAGCGUGAUGGCAUGCCACCAUCGGCAUUCAACGCUGCCACCUUGCCGCGCUUCGCUGCGGGCGAGAAGGCGAAGAAGCCGCGGGCGGCGCCGCGCUGGCGGGUCCCCAGUUCCUCCGGCGACGGCAACAUGAAGCAGAGCGCCGCCGAGGUGGUCUUGACGGACAACACUGGCACACACAAGCUGAACGCGCCGUGCAUGGUGAACACCAAGGAG
This is a messenger RNA of Prorocentrum cordatum, 819 nucleotides long. The record is from the annotation of a GenBank genome assembly. Lineage: Eukaryota; Dinophyceae; Prorocentrales; Prorocentraceae.